AAUAAAGUAAAGAAGUUUCACGAAAACCCUGAGGCGUAGACAAACGAAAAUGUAGACCCCGAAAUAGGUCAAGUGCAUUCUAUACUGGUUAAAAAGUGUUUUUCUAUUACCUUUCUGGAUUUUGCAGUACGUCAACCAUACGGAUCGAUUUCCGUGCGAGAGAGAAAUGGAUAGAUAACGGAUCAUUUUAACAACAACCAUCAAAGGACUUUACAGUCUCGAUUUCUCGCUGUUGUGUACAAGGAACACGUUCAUACUGCACGCGGUCACAAGGUUGUUUUGAAAUUCCCUGAUAGCCAACUUAUCCUCUUAUCAUGAGUCGGCUAUUCACGAAUCUGUCCUUCGAAUCGUGGCUGAAUCCGAACUGUCGGUGGAUCUGCCGGAGUAGCGUAACGCAAAUAAGAUGCAAUGCUUCGGUUUUUGGCUCCCAAACACAAGCUUGGUCUUACGUGAAACAACAAACUUUGGACGAAGCGUCUGCGAAGGUUUGUUUGAAUUGUAAAGUAGUUGUGAUGAGGCUUUCACUGAAGUUAAUCUGAACCGGCGUUUUUUUAAUUUAGUUUGACGAGAUGAAUAAUCUUUUACCAUUUUGUCAUCUUCACGAAAGACGAUCUAAAGUUUGUUUAAAAUAUAAUAUUUAAAGCUGUCGUUAAAACAUCGUUUGUGGUUUUGUGGACGGAAGUUGUAUUCAAUAAGUGAUCUUUUUUUCAGCCAUCGAUCCGCCUGACCCCGUUCCAAAUGCUCUGGGCCGGAAGAUUCAAAGAUGGAACCCACUUACUAGUAAGAUAAAAGUAACUUGGAGCUUUCUCCAGAGAUCAAGAAUUUUACAUUAUACUAAAUAACUGUGGCUGGAAUUUUUUGUUUCUUUGUGUGUUAGGCUCGUUUAAAUCUAAUAUGCUUUUUCUUGUAUGGACAUGUCUAAAUUUUUUAAGGUAUUCACACGGUUAAAUGGAUCCUAUGUAUUAACAUAAAAGUAAUAUGUUCCUUUUUUAGUUAUUUUACAAGAGGAAAUUGUAUGUUUGUUGCUCAUGCGUCACCCAUUGCCAUUUUAUUGUAGUUCUGAAAGAGAGUAUGAUGAUGCACUAUAAAUAAAAUCACCCUUUGUGGGAUAGUUUUACACCCAGCGGGCUUCUCUUUAACCAAAGUACAACAACAUACAUUAAAAGUGGUCUUAUCCAAGACAGCAGGGUUUGUACUCUUUAGUACUUUAGAAAAAAAUAAAACAUGUUUCCUUCUGUUCGUGGGAAUUGGAGAUUUAAAGAAGCUAUGCUCUAUGCACUGGUGAAUGCCCCCAAGCAAAAAAACAUGUUGUAAGUGACAGUCAGACAAUGCUUUAUCACCUGGUACACAGGAAAGAGUCUGGAAUAAAAGCUGUGAUUAAUUUUCCACCUGAGGGAUGACAAGUAACCAAUAUACCCAAAAUCAUCCUUUUAUUCAGAUAGGUAGUUUUAAAUUUUUUAAAAAAUAUUGUCACCCAUGAUUGUUUUGACUAACUAUUUAUUACAUUUCUGUAUAACAAGAAAAGGCAUGCAAAUUACUUUCUGUUUGGCUUUGCUAUGAAAACCUUGAAUAUCUGCUUGCAUUGGUUUUCGCUGUAGUUGCAACCUUUCCUCUAAAUAUUUUGACUGCUCCUAAUUCAAUCAUUUUAGUAAGUAAACCUGAAGUUACAAAUAUAUUCUGCUCUUGAAAAUCAGGCAGAUCAAUUGCUGUACAUAAUGCUAAGUAUUUCAAUCAAGAAGACACAAACAUGGAAAGAGUGAUUUUUUCAGCAUUAAUUUUUCAUCACAGUAAAUAUAGUGGUUGCUUAUCAUAAAACAAUUUGUUGAGGCAAAGUAAUUUUUUUGUCAUGUGAUGGCUUUAAAUGUUUUGGUACUUUAUAGCCACAGAUAAGAAUUGUUUUUUACAGUUUUAACCUCAAAAUAACUUGUGCAGAACAUUAUGAAUUCUUGCCAAGCAAGAAGAAUGCUUGUAAAUCAAUAACAGUAUGCAACUAUCUGGAUUGGAACUUGUUCAAGAAGAUUGUUUGAGUGUGAUGACUCAUGUAAGAAGAGGUUAUUUUUAGACAGAAUAUUUAAUUUGCUGUGCUAGCCCAAACUCUUGGCAUAUUUAGCUUUACCUUGGAAAUCUAUUGGUUAUUUUUCAAGUUUACUUUGCAGCUAUGAAAGCUAUUGCCUCCUCCCUCUGUCUGUUUUAAAAUAUGCAGUGGAUAGAAAUUUUGAAAUAACCGCAUCUUUUCCAUGGAUAAGUGGAAAAUAUCUAAUGUUUGAAUCUUUAAUAGCAUCAGCAGCUCCCUUAAAAGUGGAGAUAAAGUUUGUUUAUGUUAAAGAACAGUAGUAGUUACUCAGUUGUUUUAAUUUUUUUUUUUCAGUAACACCUGGUUGUGAAUUUGUUUUCUUACGAUACACCUGUGUAUUAAGGACUAAAAACAGUUAUAUAAUUAAGCCUAAUUAAUGCUUUUUAAUCUGACUUUGUAUUUUGUGACAUUUUGUUUUGUCAGAAAAGUGCCCAGUUUCUUCAAAAAGAGUUACCUAUUCGGGUUGCACGUCGUGUUGUUGACUUUCAAAAACUGCCUCACAUUGCUCUUUGCAAUCCAGUCAUUCAUGAUAUGGUAGGUGAACUUUGUACUUUGCUCUUAUCAUUUAUUUAUCACAUAUGAAUUAGGAAUAUCAGCAAUGUUAAAAUCCAGUGGAUUAGGAGAGAAACUAGAUUUUGUAGCCAUGAUGGGCAUUUAACUUGAGUUUGAAGAGUUUGAUGCAGCUUGACAAGAAGGAUGGCCAUAUACUGGGUGAAUGUACAUGUACCAUGAUCAGAUUAAGAAAUAGAUAUCAUGUUGACAUGUGCUUGUUUUGCAUCAUGUUAUGAAUAAUUUAGUUCAUUUUUAAGAUUUUAAAUUUUGUCUUUUUCUUUUAGUUCAUUUCUUGAGAUGAGUUGCGUUUACUUAACACCCAUUAGUUUUCUUUUAAAUAUUUGGAAUCUGUUUCAUUUUUAUUUCAGUAUGAAUUAUAUCUUAGAGCUUUUAGUAUGCUGUACAAAUUUCCCAAGGUAUGUUUUAUUCUUUCAAAGGACUAAUUUGUGAGACAUGUUAGUAAAGCUGCAAGUUAUCAGUAGAGGAAGUACAAAAAAUGCUAUUGAUAUACUUUUCCUCAGGCACCCCUAGUUAGCUUGUAGUCACUCUGGUUAUCAGACUAACCUUUCAUUCCCCAAUGUUAUUAUGCAUAUUCUUGAUUCUGAUCCAUAUACACUCAUCAUAGUAAUGACUAGGAGAAUUUGCGAAACAAUCAAGAAUGUCUCUACUUGAUGAUCUUUUCUAUAAUUCUGGUGACCUUGAUGUUGGAUUACAGCAGUGAUGUCGUAAGAAGAAAUUAAGUUCUAGUCACUCUGAGAGGUUAAAGGAUAGAGGGUUCAUGAUAUAAAAUAUUUGCUGCCUUUUGUAGAUGUAUCAUUUGCUUCAACUCUGGUACGAUGAGCAUGUCUAUUACUUAAUUUCAUAGGUGGAAAAUCUUGAAGCAGAGGAAAGAUAUUGUCGUACUAUCAGACAACUCUUAGAUGAUCAUCAAAGUGUUGUCACCCACCUAGCAGAGGGAUUCCAUGAAUGCCAGAAAAAUGUUCCAGUAAGUCAGAAUUUUCAAAAGAUUUAUUUAACUAUCAUCUUUGUUCUUUUAGGGAUAUCUAGAUAAGAACUCAUUAUCAAUGUUUUUAUGAUUGCAGUAUGAAAUAAUAGAUGCCUUUUUAAAUCGUACCCUGACAUCAAGGCUUGGAAUCCGCAUGUUAGCAGAACAUCAUCUUGCUCUAAGCAUGGACAAGGUGAAGUAUUUUAGGUUUAACUGUAGAGAUAAGAAGCCAGUGAUAAUACAAAAUCAUGUAGUGGUGCUUUGUUCAUCGUGGUGCAAGUUUCAAGUCUCAUUUUAUCAUUGCACUGCUCUUUUGGCUUGUUCUGUUUUUGUAUUGUUCCCUUAAGACUUUAUUUACAUGUAUUCAUAUUUUGAUAUCUACUGGUAUUCUUUUCAUUCUAACUUGUAAAACUUCCUGAAAAUGAGAAAACCUACAUACAUUUAGCUGCAAAGCAGCAUAAGUGAUACAGUAGUCUAGGUUUGAAUCAUGAUAUCAAACCUGAGAAUGGUUUCUCUCCUUGCUUUUCAAUUGUUUGCUUAUGCAGAAGCAAAAUUUCUCUCUUUCUGGAAAUGGAAUAAAAAUUUAUGACAUUUUAAUAUGUGUGGAAUGUUUGAUUUCUGUCACAGCCAAACUACAUUGGAAUUAUUUGUACUCACCUAAACCUUAAACAGAUUGUUGAGAGGAGUGGUGACUUUGCCAGGUAAAAUUUAUCAUGUACAGUCAUGUUUGUGAUUACUUCAGUGGUAAUAUUCACAGCCUUUAGUUAGCUUUUACUUAGGACAAGAAGAUGUUGACACUUAAAACUGUUGAAGAAAAAAAAAGGUAGUUUUUGCUGUCUUGAGGCUGAGAUGAAAAAAUGUCAGAGCUGGGACCUUGUACUUCUUGUUAGUAGUCACUUGGAUCAGGGUUAUUCUGCAAAUUUUUUUGGCUUCUUCAGUCGUCAACUCAAAAUAUCCAGAUAGAAGAUAUCUGUAUUGUUACUUUAAAACUUAACAGAAACCCUGUGGGUACUGAUGUGUUUAUACGAGCAAUGUAAUGGAAUAAGGCGAAAGAAGAUAGUGGGAUGGCAGAUGUUGUGUUUUGUUUUAUAGGCAAGUUUGUGAACAUACUUAUGGUGUAGCUCCAGGACUUAUUGUCAAUGGCCACACAAAAGCAAUCUUUCCUCACAUUCCUGCACCUCUUGAAUACAUUCUUCAGGAACUCUUGAAAAAUGCCAUGAGGUUAGUGAGUUUCUAUUGACCAAGGUUUCCUUUCUAAUGCUAAUUUUUAUAAUCUGCAUCCAUUGUUUGAUAUUUGUUUGUCUCAAAUCUCAAAUAAAAAGGCAUCUAUUUAGAAUAGGAAAGCUCUUUGUGUUUUCAUCUGAAUUUUUUUCCUAUGUACUUUUGUGAUAAGCAUUUUCAAUUGUUCUUGUAAUAGUAAUGGUAUGAUUGCUAUACUUGUAACUGCUAGACACAGGUUGACUGAAUGGGAGAACUUCAAUGUGUUUGCUGACUUAUUCUAGGGCCAGUGUGGAAUUUCACUUAGACAGACCUAAUGAAGUGCCCAAUGUUGUAGUCACACUCUGCAGCAAUGAUACUGAAUUCUUUGUCAGGUAAAAACAACUUCUUCAACUUGCAUCCACCUUUGUAGCUGUUGUUGAUCAGAUUGCACCUUGCUUUAAAGUUUUCAAACAGUUUGAAUGUAAUUUUUCUUAGUGAAGUAUUCAUUAUCUGAGACAAAGGAAAAGAUUAGCAAACUGGGUUGAUACUUUUUAACCUGGGAAAAAUUUAGAUUAGAACAGUUGAUUGAAAUAGCAACCAAAUCAAACUUCAUUCAAGUUCUUAGUUUUUUAAUCAUUAAUCAUUGUGUGGUAUUGAAUGCCUUUGAGCUGUGGUAAAAUUAGACAACUAUGCCCCUUUAGCCAAAAGAUCCUUCACGACAAUAAAUAAACUCGUCUAUCUUUGCAGGAUUUCUGAUCGUGGAGGUGGCAUCCCAGAGUCCCAGCGCCAGGAUAUCUUUAAGUAUUCGUUCACCACUAUGGGUGACCGAAGCACCAUAAAGCCCUCAGACAGUGACAAUAUCCUCUCAGAAAUGUGUGCAGGACACCCAAGCAGUUCACCUAGUGGGGGUCCCAUGGCAGGAUGGGGCUUUGGUCUUCCUACGUCUCGUGCUUAUGCUACGUAUCUUGGAGGAUCACUUCACCUGCUGUCCAUGGAGGGCUUGGGUACAGAUGUGUAUUUGCGGUUAAGGCACAUUGAUGGAAAGAAGGAGAGCUUUCGCAUUUAGUGCAGGAGCACUUCAGCUCCCAAUGAGCAUGUUUUGACCUCAAGGAGUCUGCUCUUCUUGCCACCAAGGGUACUGAUUCUCUUAGACAAUUGUCCUUUUAAAAAUAUUGCAUGUUAGGGAAAUAUCUGUAUGCCAAAAGAAAUAAAUGACAGGAGUUCAGCAAAGCUAAAAAAUCAUUAUCCAACAAAAUAUCCCAUGUAGUCAGCCAAUUAAUCCAACAUAAAUCCAAGUUAUUCUCAAAUGAAGUGGAACUUUUCAGGCUCUACCCACAGAGUGCAGAUGUUUUACUUCAUUCUAUACUUUGCAUAGAUCUGUCAUUUAAGAAUUGAAGGUUACAACAAUAUCCUACUGGUUUAUCAUAGCAUGGUCUCAACUCAUACUGAAUAUAGGAGGUGAAUAUUAAGGCAUUUUCGGUUUACCGUGUGACUUAUUUGGCAAAUGAUUUUUCCGUUGUAGGCAAAUUAACUUCCAUAAAAGUAACAAGUGACAGUCUUUCAAUGAUUGCUCCAGUGUGGUAGUCAAUAAGUAGGUUCAAUGUAUCUUAUUGAGACCGCAAAUCGCACCCCAUUAUGAACAGUACUGUGAGAUUACACAGAGAUUACAUUGCAAUGAUUAUUUAAGUAUUAAUGUCAUUAAAAUUAUUAAAAAGAAGAUCAGAUUUGUUACAUUAGUCUCAUAUUGAAAUAGCUAUUUUAAUGCCGUGAGUUUGAAAUUAAGUCAUAUUUAUGUUUUUGGCUUCUUAAUCAGAUUAAAAUUGUAAUUAUUAUUUAAUUCUAAAAGUCUGUAGUGAGACUUAACUCGCUGAUUAUUUUUACCACAGAAGGCAUUUAUUAUCUUUUAUUGUAAUAAUGAAAUAAAUUAGCGCAAAGUUUAUUAAAAUAUUAUUGUGGACUG
This is a messenger RNA of Pocillopora meandrina, 6771 nucleotides long. Lineage: Eukaryota; Metazoa; Cnidaria; Anthozoa; Scleractinia; Pocilloporidae. The record is from the annotation of a GenBank genome assembly.